This is a messenger RNA of Morus notabilis, 2216 nucleotides long. Its product is annotated as condensin complex subunit 2. Bases 128 to 2116 code for a protein of 662 amino acids. Lineage: Eukaryota; Viridiplantae; Streptophyta; Magnoliopsida; Rosales; Moraceae. Gene Ontology annotation, biological process: mitotic chromosome condensation. Gene Ontology annotation, molecular function: chromatin binding. The transcript has 13 exons. The record is from RefSeq and is a predicted model, not a curated record. Gene Ontology annotation, cellular component: condensin complex.
CAACCCUAAAUUUCUCCCAAAUUCGUUUAUCAAAAACAAAACUGAAAACGUUCUCCCAAAUUCAAGCCUCCAGAAACCCUAAUUUUAUCCGAUCAAAUUGCAGGAACGCAGAAGUUCCAAGCAGAUCAUGGCGGAAAUUCUUAGCUCUAACCCAACCAACCAGAAGCAGAAGGUUCCCAUGUCGUCGCGCCUCCAGUCUAGCACCAGCCCCUUCUUCUUGGGCUCCAACGAUGACCAGCUUGAGCGCGCACAGGCACGCGCUGCACGCGCCGCCGCAAUUCGCCGGAAGACCGUCACUGCCAAUGCGCUUCCCUGUCGCGACGAUCUCGAUCCCUGUCUGGACAAGCAGCAGAUCCUUGUGUUGUUCCAAAAUUGCAUCAAACUUGCGAGCGAAAACAAAAUUAAUCAGAAGAAUACUUGGGAACUGAAUCUGAUAGACCAUUUAACGGAGAUUAUCAAGGUUGAAGAAAAUGACAUGGAGACCAAUUUUCAAAAGGCAAGCUGCACUCUUGAAGCUGGGGUCAAGAUUUAUUCAUUAAGGGUGGAUUCAGUACACUCUGAGGCAUACAAAGUCCUUGGUGGGAUGAAUAGAGCAGGUCAAGAAAAUGAACAAGAUGCAGUUGUGGACGAUGCCAAUGUUGAUAGUGGACAAAAAGGAGGUCAAUCAAAGAAAGAGACAGAGAGAAAGCUCUCACCUUUGUCAACGCUGGAAUCAUCUUUUGAGGCUCUUAAUGUCAAAAAGUUUGAUGUUGCAUUCGCUGUGGAUCCACUCUAUCAUCAGACAUCAGCACAAUUUGAUGAAGGUGGAGCCAAGGGUCUUUUAAUGAACAAUCUUGGAGUAUACAGUGGAUGCAAAGUGCUCUUUGAUUCACUGGAGGUACCAGGGAAGUGCAUAUCAUGUGAUAAUCAACAAGAUAAAACAAAUACAAUUGAUCUUUCUUUUGCUAAAGAAUAUAUUGAACAGAUGGUACUGAAUAUGCGAGUGAAAGAAGAAAUCUCACCAACUCUUAGGAGUAUAGUCAAUCGAUUUGACGAAGAUAACAGAAGGCCAUCAAAUUUCAAUUCUUCUGGCCAGACAUUGACAGAAGAUGCUGUUUAUAAUGAGGCCGAGUUUAAUGAUGACGCAAUUGAGGAUUGUGUGACCUGGAGUAAUGAUCAUGAUCAUGAGGAAGCCAUGGUAGAUGAGGGUCCAAGUUAUGCAGAUUCAACAUUUCCAGAUUAUAAUGAGGAACAUGAACCUAGUACUUUCUAUGACCACAAUGCUGAGGACAGAUUCAAUAACGUUGAUGAGUAUUUGUUCUCAAGUCUUGGACUAGCUUCAAAACAAAAUGCUUGGGCAGGUCCUGAGCAUUGGAAGUAUCACAAAACUAAAGCUUCAGAUGUUGAUCCUCCAAAAGAAAAUGGCUCGGCACUAAUAACUAAGAAAAAGAGGAACCAGAAACAGGUAGAACCUGAAAUCAAUUUCACAAGAUCCUUGUACAAAGAGAUUUUAGAUAUCUUUGCUCCUCCUAAAAAUCCCAAGACAUUGUUGCUGCCUGCAAAUAAAGCAACUUGCAAUACCAAGCUUCCUGAGGAUUGCCACUAUCAACCGGAGGAUCUUGUUAAGUUGUUUCUGCUACCUAAUCUGAAGUGCAUUGGGAGAAGAAGAAGAAAGUUCUCAGAUGAGACAAUGCAACAAUUUGAUGAUUACGGACAACAUCCAUCAUGGGAUAAUGAAAGUGUACUUGGUGGCCAAUGUGAUGAACGAAUUGUCCAGAGUGAUGAGGAGUCCAGCACUCUUGUUUCUCAACCUCGUCAGGUGAAUAAAAUUGAAGUCCAGUAUGAUAAAACUUCUAAACAAGUUGAUGUCCAGGCUCUUAAAGAAACUCUCUGGGACCAUAUGCAACAAUCUAAUCAAGUUAUUCAGGAUCAAGAAGAACCAAUAUCCUUCAGGAAAAUAUUGGCCAACUUACCUAGUGACUGCAGAGCCGCCGCAACUAUCAACGAUGUGUCCCCUCACUUGUGUUUCAUAUGCUUGUUACAUCUAGCUAAUGAGCAUGGGUUGAGCAUCCAUGGUCACACCAACAUGGACGAUCUUACUAUACAACUUCCUCUUUCUAAUAUAUGCUCAACUUGAGAGGUCUAUGGAUUUCUUAUCUUAUCGAUAUCGAUUUGUACCUUGUAAAAGCUGUGUUCCUUCAUAUUUUGUACCAUUUGAAAAUGGUGAUGCUAACAAC